Messenger RNA from Electrophorus electricus (electric eel), 1193 nucleotides. It is a transcript of the gene mmachc, whose product is annotated as metabolism of cobalamin associated C. Gene Ontology annotation, biological process: cobalamin metabolic process. Gene Ontology annotation, molecular function: FAD binding; demethylase activity; cyanocobalamin reductase (cyanide-eliminating) (NADP+) activity. The record is from RefSeq and is a predicted model, not a curated record. Gene Ontology annotation, cellular component: cytoplasm. NCBI's taxonomy places the organism in Eukaryota, Metazoa, Chordata, Actinopteri, Gymnotiformes, Gymnotidae.
GGAAAUGGAAUAAAGGAAUAGAGCGAAUUUGUUUCCUUUUAUGCUUAUUGUGUUGUCAUACAAAAGUGAAAUAAGUUAGAUCAAAUAUUUAUAUCAUUUAAAACAAAUAUCAUUAUGGCCAACUGGAUUUUAACAAUAAAAAUAUUUGAAAGGGAUUUCAAACUGAAUUACCCACAGAUCGGUGACUGGGUGCUAGUAUGGCGACUCCCUGUGACAACGUAGAAAAUAUUGGUCGAACUCUCCGUGAGUCUUUAUACUCACUUGGGUUUGAAGUUUAUCCUUUCAAGAUCGGAUGGUACAACGAGGUUGUUUCUCAGGCCCAUCACCUUAAGUAUUCAGCGGAAACUCUGGCAGUGGUGAUCCUGAGCACCCCGUCCAUGUUCGAAAAGACGUUCUUGCCCUUCCUGCAGAGACGCUGUUGGGAAAACAUUAGAGAUCCUAUAGAUGAGUGUGUAGCUCACACCAUCUCCUCCUGUGUCUCUGAGCAUUUUUCAGAACAGCGUGUGGACAUUAGUUAUGACUACGAGAUGCUGCCUAGCAGAAAGCCAAAGUUCCUGGCUCAAACUGCUGCCCACGUGGCCGGGGCAGCACGCUACUACCGGCUGUCAGACAUCAAAGAUCCACCAUGGGGGAGCAAGAAGAUGUUUGGAGUGUGUAUACACCCACAGCUGGGUGGCUGGUUUGCCAUCCGGGCUCUGCUGGUGUGGACGGGUGUGGAAGCGGGUGAAGAACUGCAGCAGGUUGCGCCGCCUGACUGUGUUGGCUCACAGGAGGCCAGGAUAAACCUGCUGGAGAGCUUCAAUCUACGCUGGCAGGACUGGACCUACAGAGACAUCAUUCCCACAAAGGAGAGCUAUUCCCCGCGGCAGAGAGAGUACUUCCUUACGCCUCCAGCUCAGCGCGCGGCACUCCUCAAGAAGUGGGGCUUUGGACCUCGGGUAGAUGCCGAUAUGCAGAAGUUAACGAACAAACAAGGAUACUACAUGACAGAGGACCCUGCUGGUUCUGUACAUAAGUAAUGCUUGAUGUUUUAUUUUUGUUUAUUGAUGAUUGUCAAUUAAAUACAAAGGGGGUGCAAAUAGGAACUGCACAGGGACAAAUGAAUAUACAUUCUUAGUUGGCUCUAAGCCUGAAGGUUAACAGAACCAUUUUCUGAUAUCAGAAACGCACAAUUACAUUAUCUGUAACAUGUA